AUGGAACUCCGCACUUACCAACUUGAGGUUCUCGCCAAGAUACGGGAGUUCAAGUCGACGGUGGCCUUCAUGCCGACAGGCUCGGGGAAAACCCUGGUAGCUGUCUGGCUACUGCGUGAGCGGAUAGCACUGCAACAGAGGGAUGUUGCCGAUGGGCAGGCCAAAAAGAUAUGUGUCUUUAGCGCGCCGAACAAGGUCCUAUGCCACCAGCAAGCUGACUACAUUGGCAGUAACAUUGGCGAUGACCAGAGGUGCAGGAUACGCGUCCUCACUGGUGAGACUCCGAGGAUUGACAAUUGGUGUAGCACGGAGUGGAAAGAUAUUUUGGCGAGUGUCGAAGUGAUCGUCUGCGUGCCGGAAAUCCUUCGCCGUGCGCUGGCUUGUAAUUUUGUGGAUUCUGGCUCGAUCGACACGUUGAUUUUCGAUGAGUGUCAACACUGUGUGUCCAAGAAGGGCGUAGCAGCGGGCACCCUUAUNNNNCCCCCGAACGUUCGCAGUUUCAUUCAGCGUCGUGGACGGGCGCGCAAGAUCAGACCGACCGAAAUCUGA
This is a messenger RNA of Perkinsus marinus ATCC 50983, 549 nucleotides long. RefSeq lists its product as hypothetical. Lineage: Eukaryota; Perkinsozoa; Perkinsida; Perkinsidae. Gene Ontology annotation, molecular function: nucleic acid binding; ATP binding. Bases 1 to 549 code for a protein of 182 amino acids. Gene Ontology annotation, cellular component: cytoplasm. The transcript has 2 exons. The record is from RefSeq and is a predicted model, not a curated record.